Messenger RNA from Staurois parvus, 265 nucleotides. Lineage: Eukaryota; Metazoa; Chordata; Amphibia; Anura; Ranidae. The record is from the annotation of a GenBank genome assembly.
UACAGUAUUUUUCACUCCAUGCGAUGCACCUGACUAUAAGAUGCACCUAGGUUUUAGAGGAGGAAAACAAGAAAAAAAUAUUCUGAACCAAGAAUACAGACAUAGUACAGGAGAUGACCAGAGACUGCGGACACAGCACAGGAGAUGACCAGAGACUGCGGACAUAGUACAGGAGAUGACCAGAGACUGCGGACAUAGUACAGGAGAUGACCAGAGACUGCGGACACAGUACAGGAGAUGACCAGAGACUGUGGACAUAGUACAG